Molecule: messenger RNA, 1332 nt
Organism: Acanthosepion pharaonis
Lineage: Eukaryota; Metazoa; Mollusca; Cephalopoda; Sepiida; Sepiidae
Source: the annotation of a GenBank genome assembly
AUGAAAAUUAUAUUUCUCUUGCAACUUCUGCUCCCUAUUUUGGGGUCCUGCUUUCUAAAUACUUUCUCUGCUGACAACUCUUCUUGCAGUGCAUCCUUAGUGGAAAGUAUUCCAGAAAAUUUGACAUAUCCAAUUUUUUCCAUUUCCCACCAAUCCACUUAUAAAGCUUUAGCCAACCUUAUUGAAAUGGCUUCACAUACCAUUGAAAUCGCUUCAUUCUACUGGACUCUACGAGGAAUUGAUAUUUAUAGUGAUCCAUCAGCUUGGCAGGGAGAAGACAUUUUCAAAAGAUUGAUUAUUGCAGGAAGAAAUCGGAGUAUCAGUCUUCGAAUAGUUCAAAAUAUUGAGAAUACCAGACAACCUAAUGAGGACACAAGGAUUUUGACUAAGGAUGCUUUUGCAAAAGUACGUUCACUGAAUAUGACAAAAUUCAUGGGGUCUGGAAUCUUGCAUACUAAAAUGUGGUUGGUUGACCGAACUCACUUCUAUAUUGGAAGCGCCAACCUUGACUGGAGAUCUCUGACUCAGGUGAAAGAAUUGGGUGCCGUAAUAUACAACUGUCCUACCCUGGCAAAUGAUAUGGGUAAAUUAUUUGAUGUCUAUUGGUACAUGGCAGCAGCAGACAGCAUACCCAAACCUUGGCCAAAAGAAUAUAGUACCAAAAUCAACAGUAAAACCCCACUGCAACUUGGAUUAAAUGACACUAAAUAUGACAUUUAUUUAUCGAGCUCUCCUCCACCAUUCUGUGCAGAUGGUCGUACUGUAGACAUUGAUGCAAUCCUCAAAAUAAUAAAUUCAGCUAAAAAAUUUGUGUAUAUUGCUGUCAUGGAUUAUAGCCCUGCUAUUGUUUUCAGCUAUCCAAGUGUCUAUUGGCCUGUAAUAGACAAUGCUUUAAGGAACGUGUCUUUCACGAAAGGGGUCAAAAUCCGAUUACUUGGAAGCUCCUGGGCUCACACCAAGCCAAGUAUGUUUAAUUAUUUGAAUUCAUUGCAGGCCCUUAAUGGAGCAAAAAAAGCAGACAUUCAAGUUAAAAUGUUCCACGUUCCAGCCUUUACUCCAGACCAGGAAGAUAUUCCGUUUGCUCGAGUCAACCACAAUAAAUACAUGGUUACUGAUUCCACUGGAUAUAUUGGUACCUCUAAUUGGAGUGGUGAUUACUUUAUAUCCACAGCUGGGUUAGGAUUGAUUUUCAAACCAUCUAAAGUCCAGCAGUCAGGUGACCUAAGACAACAUUGUUACCUAAGUUUCUUUCCAUACUUUCUCUCUCUUUCCAUACUUUCUCUCUCUUUCCCCCCUUUUUCCAUACUUUCUCUCUCUGAAAACAGCGUAUGA